Messenger RNA from Aphanomyces invadans, 309 nucleotides. RefSeq lists its product as hypothetical. The transcript is spliced from 2 exons. NCBI's taxonomy places the organism in Eukaryota, Oomycota, Saprolegniomycetes, Saprolegniales, Verrucalvaceae. Bases 1 to 309 code for a protein of 102 amino acids. The record is from RefSeq and is a predicted model, not a curated record.
AUGGCCAAAGCUCGGGGACAUCAUGUUGUCUACUCUGCCCCCGGGUUUUCUGAGCUGCAGCCUAUCGAGAUGGUGUGGGCAAACGUCAAGGGAUCGGUGGGACGUGCCUAUACCUCAACAACAACAUUUCAAGAUCUUCGUCGACAGAAAAGCUAUUCAGACUUGAUCGUGCUCUACGGGAUGCUGAAUCGGAAGGUUCAGACCAAAAUCGCCAUGAAAAUGAGUGCGACACAUCCUCUGAUGACGGCAUGUCGUCCUCAAGCGCAUGUGACAGUGAUGGCGAUGAUUAGCAAGAAAUACCUCCAUUAG